CCAGGCGAACUGAGCUGUCAAUGACGCAGCACCAACACAUUAAUUACUAAUACAAAAUUUGGGCUUCUCUCGUUUCCCCAUGAACAUACCCUGUCAACAAAACUACUUCGCACAGUUCCUUUUCUAUUCUUGUCUCACUUCUUCUGUGAACUGAAAACCUAAACAAACAUAAUUAAAACGAAAAGAGAAAAUAGGAAUAUAAAGAUCCGCAUCCAGUUGAAAUGCUCGAACCAGAACCACCGGCCACCGCCGUCAGUCUACCAUCAGAAACGCCGCCACCGCCGUCAUCCGACGAGGACUUUUUCUCGUCAGCAUCGGCGGCUUCAACGUCCUCCGCGUCAUCGCCUUUAACUCCAAUUCCUUCACCACAGCCUCAUCCGCAGAUACCCAUUUCAUGGCCCCAAGACGGGACCCUAACCCUAGCCUGGGUUACAAAUCUAAUGCUCGCAUUCGAUUGGGGAUCUAAGAAUCUUCCUCCGGCUGAGCUCCCAUCGGUGUUACCAGUAGAAGCUUUUGAUCGGCUCGUACUGACGGCGUCAAAGAUGCUGCAUAAAGAACCCAAUUGUGUACGUAUCGAUAGCGGGUCGGGUUUGGGUCCGGAAUCGAGGGUUGUGGUGGUAGGCGAUGUGCAUGGUCAGUUGCAUGACGUCAUGUUCUUGUUAAAAGAUGCGGGCUUUCCGUCAGAUGAUCGGUUCUUUGUGUUCAAUGGGGAUUAUGUUGAUAGAGGAGCUUGGGGUCUUGAGACCUUCCUUCUAUUGCUCGCUUGGAAGGUUUUUAUGCCCAGUAGGGUGUUUCUCCUUCGUGGAAAUCACGAGUCAAAAUAUUGUACCUCUGUGUAUGGUUUUGAAAAGGAAGUUUUAGCCAAGUAUACGGACAGAGGGAAACAUGUCUAUAGGAAGUGUUUAGGAUGCUUCGAAGGACUUCCUCUUGCCUCCAUUAUUGGUGACAAGGUCUAUACUGCACAUGGAGGUAUUUUCCGCAGCAUUCCUGUCACUCCAGCGAAAAGAGCUAAAGGGAAGAAGAAUCGCAAAAUAGUUUUGAAUCCUGAAGUAAGUGCUUUAUCUCUUGGUUCUUUGGAGGAGUUAUUAAAAGCCAGGAGAUCUGUCCUUGAUCCUCCUUGGGAAGGUGCAAAUUUGAUACCUGGUGAUGUCUUGUGGUCAGACCCAUCAAUGAAGCCCGGACUUUCCCCGAAUAAAGACAGAGGAAUUGGUCUCUUAUGGGGUCCAGAUUGUACGGAAGAGUUUUUGAAGACGUUGAACUUAAAGUUGAUUAUAAGGUCACAUGAAGGUCCAGAUGCAAGGGAAAAGCGACCUGGACUUGGAGGAAUGGAUGUGGGGUACACUAUAGAUCAUGUUGUCCCAUCCGGGAAACUGAUUACAGUAUUUAGUGCCCCAGACUAUCCACAGUUUCAGGCAACAGAGGAUAGAUACCGAAAUAAAGGAGCAUACAUUAUUUUGGAACCUCCUAAUUUUGACGUCCCUGUUUUCCGUAGUUUUGAAGCAGUUACUCCAAGACCAAAGGUAAAUCCGUACUAUGAUUUUGAAGAUGUCAUUGAUUCUGAUGAAGAACUAGACUUGGCAUCUAUGGCUACAUGAAAGUGGUUCCCUUGAUCAGUGUGGCGUUUGCAAAUCCUAUCUUAUUUGUACAAUAUUUGUACAUGUUUCUAUAUUGUUUUUGAGGUGAUAUGAGUAAAAUUACUGCUAAAGUAUUUAUUCCUCCAAAGCUGCCUUGCCCGAUAGAGAAAUAUGUAUCGUGGUUUUUUACUCGGAGCCCUAGUGGUACAACUCUUUUUGUAUCAACAUUUAUAUUGGUUGCUUCUAGUAUAACUAAUGUCUUUCAUGCUGCUUGUUUUUGCAACCAUGGAGGACUUUACGUACAUGUUAUGCUUU
Messenger RNA from Nicotiana tabacum (common tobacco), 1889 nucleotides. Its product is annotated as serine/threonine-protein phosphatase 7. The record is from RefSeq and is a predicted model, not a curated record. Gene Ontology annotation, molecular function: hydrolase activity. Lineage: Eukaryota; Viridiplantae; Streptophyta; Magnoliopsida; Solanales; Solanaceae.